Molecule: messenger RNA, 1664 nt
Organism: Nilaparvata lugens (brown planthopper)
Lineage: Eukaryota; Metazoa; Arthropoda; Insecta; Hemiptera; Delphacidae
Exons: 6
Coding region: 249-929 (226 amino acids)
Source: RefSeq, a predicted model, not a curated record
AAAUCAUAGCGGGAAAAGGUAAAGACGGAAACUGUCACAUUUGGAUGCGCACUGUACACAAGAUACUGAAUCGCACAAUGUUUUUUGCAAGUUCUCUAAUCUCUAGUUGCUCGUUGCAGUUGUAGAUGUAGUUUUCAGUUUGGCGUUCUUUGGAUUGCGCUUGUAGUUUCUAGUUUUACGAAAAAAUAAUUAAACUUUUAUUUGUGUAUGUUUUGAAAUUUUUAUAACAAUCCAUUAUAAAACCAGACAUGACUGGCAUUCAACGUUUUGAAAAUCUUUCUCUGGAAGAAAUAAAGGAUCAAGAAGAGGAUCAGAAACAAAUCGCCAAGGACUUGCAUUAUGAAGCAGAGAGAUUGGAUAUUGAAGUUAAUAGUCAUGCAAAAGAUUUACAUAUGAUGAGAGAAUACAACGCUCAAAAGGCUGAGUUUAGCUCUUCAAUUGUGAUUGAACAGCUGGAAUCAGUCGCUAAUGAAAAAGCAAAAAUUGUUGCAAUGAAAAACGAAGUGUCUGAAAUGUUUCCUCUUCAACUGGAGGAAUAUAGAGUUGACAGAAUUAAAGAAAUGUCAAACUUUACCGAAGAUGUGGAAGAACUGUGCAACUUAUUUUUGAACGCGCCAAACAACUAUGAAUCCGUGGCUUUAUCGAAAAAGUUACAAGAUGUGGUGCAAAUGCAAAAAUCGAUCAAGAUGGAACUGACAGGCAUAGCAUCGGACCUAGCUGCAAUGAAAGAGAAGUUCUCAUUGGAUUUGCCCAUCCAAACAGGCAAAAUAAUCGAACUAAGGAACUCUCUAGCCGAAGUGGAGAAGACGAAAGAGAAACAUUCUUCAAUAAGUGAGAAAUUGAAGCAGGAGGACGAAUCGAUCAACAGAAUUUUGGAAGGUUUGAAACAAGAAAUCAUGCAAUUGAAGAAUCAUCAAAAUAAAAUGUAGAAGAUUCUCUCAUUUGCACUAACUAGUGCCUAUUUGUUUUAAUAACCAAAGACUUGCCUAGUCUUAAUUAAAAUUUAAAUAGAGGCUAACUCUAUAGCUUUUCGACAUUUUUUUAUAGAAUUAGAUCUAAGAUUUGAAAACCUUCUCUCUGAAAUUGGAAAAGGUUGAAAUUUUUAUUUACGUGACUAAUUUUGAUUAACAUAACAAAAUCAUGAAACAAGUUGUUGGAAAGAUGCGUCAAUGAAUUUUUCUCCAUAGAAUUUUGUAUGUCAAAUGGUAGAUAUGUAGUUUUUCUCCUAUAAAAAACAUGAAAUUCAGCAUAAGAAUUUAUCCAGAAUUACAUAAUAGGAAUGUAUUACAACUCCCUAUGUUUUUCCUUCUUACAACAUCUUAUUUCCUUUACCUUAUUCAUGCAAUUUUUAAUAUUAGUAAACAUUUAUGGGAAUCAUAAAAAAUGUAGAACAUUAUUGAAUUGUCUUAGAAAAUUAUUAGAAACAUUCAAAAGCAUUUUGAUAUUUGUCAUUUAUUCUCAGAAAAUACUAUGUGGUACUACUUAGUCUCAAAUUGAAGCGAAUAUAAUAAUUUGUAACUACAUUUGUAUCCAGUAGAAUAAUACAUGCUUAAUCAUGUAAUCCGAUUUGAAAAGUUAUACUUGAAUCUUGAUAAAAAACUAUAUUUUUUCAUGCGCUAAAUUUGUAUAAUACAUGUUAAAUCUAAUAAAAUAGUAUAACUUCA